ACCGUCAGUAAGUCCAGCAUCAACCCUCGAAGCAGGUUCAUCGGUCCGUUCAGUGUAGGUCCGUACGUCGUUUGAGCAAGAGAGGAGUUUGUGCUGCACAAAAUUUUACGGUAAAUAUCUAAACGGAGCGAAUCUAAACGAAGCGGAGACUGAUCGGCGUUAAAGGUUGGCAUGCAUGGGGAGAAAAACAAUCUCUUACUUGUCAUAAAUGUUAGUUCCUGAGAAAGAGGGAGAGAGAGAGAGAGAGAGAGAGGUGUGCUUGAUGAAAGCUCGAAUAAUGAUAUUAAUUUCGUGACACUAUUUCUGUACAAAGUGAGUGAUAUAGAUGAACAUGAUACCCAGAAUCGCGGCUAGAUAACAUUUGGACGUUUGUGUAAAACAAUAAUUGUAUUAUGACUUGAAAAUAGAACAUGCGUCGAUAAAUAAAGAAAAAGAAAACAUCUAAGAUUGACAAUACACAAAAAUUUGCAGACUUUGAGAUACGAGAUUUUCUUUCGAUAACAAUACAGAUUUUAUAUAAUUAUAUUAGCAUCAGUAAGAAAAUUAAUAAUCCAUAAAACUUAUUUAUAUUCGCAGUAACGUUGCUUCUUGUUAUAGAAUUUGAAAAUCCAAAUAUUUGUUCCUAGAUUAGAUCAUAGUAUGAUCUCAGGAAAUAAUAUUGAUGUAUCGUUCCGCUGGCAAUCCGUUGUUUGUGACCGUUAUAUGGUUUCAUGUUUGUUUACAAGACUUAGGCCCGGUUCCAUCAAAGUCGCUCAACUUUAAUCGUAGUUUAACUCACUCUUCGUCUCUUUCUAACUAUUCGCCUUAGAAAGAGACAAAGAGUGAGUUAAACUACGGUUACAAUUAAGCGACGUUAGUGGAACUGGGCAUUAGUAGAGGUUGGACAGGGUUUUGUGCUUAAACGGGAUUUAUAAAAGAGCCAUUCGUAAAGCAAGUGUUUAAGUAAACAUAAAUUCUUCUCAGCAAUUACCAGAAAAAAAACCGUUGACCAUCCGAUGGGCGUAAUGCAGAUGACCGAGAAUACCGCAAAGGAGCGUAUUGAGACUUUAUUCAAGGCAGCUCAUCGUUCCGGCCGUCGGAUGUGGAGCCAAGAGCGUUAUAAGAUACUCUGCAUGUACGAUCUGCAAAUGGACACGGAGAAAAUGCGCAAGCAACUAAUCCCUGAGUGGAAGCAGAUGCCUCUUGAACAAAAGUUGUCCUAUAUCCAUAGGGCGAUAAUGAACAAGACGUACCGGAUAAAGCGGCGCUCCUCGUAUCCAUGCAUAAGUUCCAAAAGCAGCGUCCUGACUGAUGAUGACGUUGUACAUCAAUCGGAUAUCGUUAACAACAAUAAUGACAAUAACAAGAACGACUCACAGCAGGACAUCUCAUCCGACGACGAUUCUAAUGCGUUGACUAACGGUAACUCUGAUAAUUCUGAUUCGAACCCGAUGUCACCAAUUUGGGACAUCCCGAUAACGAGUCCACUCUGCUCGACCAACUCGAACCACGAACAGGAUCCUUUGUCGUUAUUGAUAUACCCCGACAUCGCAAUUGACGAAGAUUACGAUUUUGCCUGCGAUCUUGACUGUUCGAUAUGUGCCCCGUUUAUAAGAUACGAAUGCAGCAACAUGUCGUAGCGUUCAUUCAUAUCGAAAUAGUACAAUCAAUAAUUAUAAAUAUUACAAUAAUUUCAACAGUAGUACAAUUAAUAAUUAACGAAAAGGUAACUAGUUCAAUU
This is a messenger RNA of Ooceraea biroi (clonal raider ant), 1720 nucleotides long. Its product is annotated as GATA zinc finger domain-containing protein 12. The record is from RefSeq and is a predicted model, not a curated record. Lineage: Eukaryota; Metazoa; Arthropoda; Insecta; Hymenoptera; Formicidae.